GAAGAGCCGGAGGCGAUGGACGAACAGCUCAGGCGGCCGGGGAGCGCCGAGGGCGCCGGCGACGAGCGCAACAGGAGAAUGAUCCGAAACCAGUACCGGGAGCUCAUCUACAGCGUGCAGCAAAAUCGUGAGGAUAUGCUGAGUUCAAAAACCAACAGGCUGACAGAAGCUUUGGAAGAAGCCAAUAAACUGUUUAGCGGAGUUUCCCGUGCACGAGAGGCUGCGCUGGAUGCCCAAUUUCUUGUCUUGGCAUCAAAUCUAGGAAAGGAGAAAGCCAGCGAGUUGCACUCUGAGAUGACAUCAUUUGACUCACUAGUGUUUGCAGAAGACUUGCUAACCUUCAUGGGCAUAAAUCGCACUGAAGGGCAAGAAGAUGAUAGUGAUUCUGAGGAUGCUCCAGGUGGCUUUUUACCUCGUAAUGCCUGGCAUAAACUGGGAGAAGAAUCAGAAAAGUACUUCAGAAGAGCACCUUCUUUUCACUAUAUGUUGGGAUCUUUCAAGUCUGAUCCUCCUGUACCAAGGCAACGGAUAGAGAGGCAGAGAAAGACAGCAAGAGUGGAAGAAAAACGGGCAAUGCCUGCUCAGUUGAAAAAAAUGGAGGAGUCUCAUCAAGAGGCUACAGAAAAAGAAGUAGAGAGGAUCUUGGGAUUACUGCAAACUCAUUUUAAAAACGAUCCUGAUACACCCAUUUCCUUCUUUGAUCUUGUGAUUGAUCCAAACUCUUUUGCACGCACUGUAGAAAACAUCUUUCACGUUUCCUUCAUCAUAAGGGAUGGCUUUGCAAGAAUAAAGCUGGAUGGUGAUAAAUUGCCAAUGAUAGAGCCUACAAAAGACAAUGAGAGAAAGGGGAAUGACCACAACAGUGGAGCACGGAACCAGGUUGUCCUAUCUCUGAGCCAUCAAGAAUGGAAGGAGAUUGUAGAAACAUAUGAAAUAACGGAACCUAUGAUUAGCCCUCCUUGUCAGAGAGAUGAAGAUGAAAUGGACAUAGCUUAAUUCUUCAAGUGUCUUAAUGUUUCCUCUGGAAGAUAUGUAUAUAUUG
This is a messenger RNA of Indicator indicator, 1042 nucleotides long. RefSeq names its product NSE4 homolog A, SMC5-SMC6 complex component (gene NSMCE4A). Gene Ontology annotation, cellular component: nucleus; Smc5-Smc6 complex. NCBI's taxonomy places the organism in Eukaryota, Metazoa, Chordata, Aves, Piciformes, Indicatoridae. Gene Ontology annotation, biological process: DNA repair. The transcript has 11 exons. The record is from RefSeq and is a predicted model, not a curated record. The coding region runs from base 16 to 996 and encodes 326 amino acids.